AUGAAGUGUCUCUGGCCCUCAGUGAAUGACUAUAGGGCAGCAAGUAGAACCUUUAACCACCACACCGCUACCAUACGAAACCAUACCCCCUCUACCAUACUCCCAUCCUACGAGACCAUACCCCCAUCCUUCGAGACCAUAUCUUCUACCAUACCCCCAUCCUUCGAGACCAUAUCUUCUACCAUACCCCCAUCCUUCGAGACCAUACCCCCAUCCUACGAGACCAUACCCCCAUCCUUCGAGACCAUAUCUUCUACCAUACCCCCAUCCUUCGAGACCAUACCCCCAUCCUACGAGACCAUACCCCCAUCCUUCGAGACCAUAUCUUCUACCAUACCCCCAUCCUUCGAGACCAUACCCCCUACCAUACCCCCAUCCUUCGAGACCAUACCCCCUACCAUACCCCCAUCCUUCGAGACCAUAUCUUCUACCAUACCCCCAUCCUACCAGACCAUACCCCAUACCAUACCCCCAUCCUACGAGACCAUACCCCCAUCCUUCGAGACCAUAUCUUCUACCAUACCCCCAUCCUACGAGACCAUACCCCCUACCAUACAUCCAUCCUACGAGACCAUACCCCCUACCAUACAUCCAUCCUACGAGACCUACCCUCUACCAUACCACCAUCCUACGAGACCAGUGUGUGUCAACAAUUUAGCAAGAUCAACACUACCACCAUUAAUCCUCACCACACAACCGCCAAACCAUCACCAAACCACAACAACUUAA
Messenger RNA from Procambarus clarkii (red swamp crayfish), 729 nucleotides. The record is from RefSeq and is a predicted model, not a curated record. NCBI's taxonomy places the organism in Eukaryota, Metazoa, Arthropoda, Malacostraca, Decapoda, Cambaridae.